This is a messenger RNA of Phodopus roborovskii (desert hamster), 652 nucleotides long. RefSeq names its product coiled-coil-helix-coiled-coil-helix domain containing 10 (gene Chchd10). Gene Ontology annotation, biological process: mitochondrion organization. The record is from RefSeq and is a predicted model, not a curated record. The transcript is spliced from 4 exons. NCBI's taxonomy places the organism in Eukaryota, Metazoa, Chordata, Mammalia, Rodentia, Cricetidae. Gene Ontology annotation, cellular component: mitochondrion; nucleus. The coding region runs from base 88 to 504 and encodes 138 amino acids.
UCGCACGCUGCUGCGUUUGUUCCCCGCACCGAGCGAGUGCUACGGUCCACGCUUCUUAUUCUGAUUCUCCUUGGUCCUACUACUGUCAUGCCUCGGGGGAGCCGCAGCGCGGCUGCCAGGCCGGCCAGCCGCCCAGCACACCCUCCUGCGCACCCACCACCCUCAGCGGCCGCCCCAGCACCUGCCGCUUCGGGCCAGCCGGGCCUUAUGGCUCAAAUGGCAUCCACCGCUGCUGGUGUAGCUGUGGGCUCAGCUGUAGGGCAUGUCAUGGGUAAUGCCCUGACCAGCGCCUUCAGUGGGGGAAGCUCGGAGCCUGCCCAGCCUGCUGUCCAGCAGGCCCCUGCCCGUCAGGCGUCUUACCCCCUACAGAUGGGGCCCUGCUCCUAUGAGAUCAAGCAGUUCCUGGAUUGCUCGACCACUCAGAGUGACCUAACUCUAUGCGAGGGCUUCAGUGAAGCUCUGAAGCAGUGUAAAUACAAUCACGGUCUGAGCUCCCUGCCCUGAGGAGGCCAUGGGCCUGCUCUUACCCUUAACCCCUCACCGACAGCCCUGACCAAGAUGAGAUUGUACGUGGAACUGGAGUAAGGAGGGUAAUUCUCACCCUGCUGAUUAACAAAAGACAUAAAUGUUCAAUUAAAGAGUUUACUGUAGA